AUGGGCCCAGCGGCCGCUCGCCUUCUUCUGCUGUGCUUUUUGCUUGCAGGCGGAGCUCUGUCGCAAGUCGAUGAUGAUGGCUACUGCGACGGGUUGUCAGAAUCUCGUACCGUCUCCACGACCGCUGAAGCUUCCGCUCUUGGAGCGGACCUUGCCCGUUGCCAGGGGCUCGAGUUCAUCGUGGCUUGGCAGGGAACCGUCAGCCUUAGCGAGCCCCUGCAGGUGGUCAACUCGACGACCCUGCAGAUCACGGGGGAGAGCAAGGAGCAGUCCGUGGGCGUUGCGCUGACGGGAGGAUAUGGGGUCGACGGAGGAGCGGUGGCGGCCGUGGGGGCGUCGUCCGUGACGCUUGUGGACUGCGACGUCUACGGCAACAGGGUGACCUCGAACGGAGGCGCCGUUUUUCUGGGCGGGGCGUCCAGCUUUACCGCCGGCUGGGUUAACUUCACCGGAAACUCUGCGGACGUGUACGGAGGUGCGAUACACUCUCAAGGUAGCUCCACCGUGACGUUUGGCGACGGAGGUGCCGUUUCGAUCUCUGGCAACACGGCGGAGUUUCAGGGAGGUGCCGUGAACCUGCAGCACUCUUGCACCAUGCGGACGGGGGGGACUACGUGGUUCAUCGGCAACCAGGCGGGGAGCAGCGGGGGCGCCGUGUGGGCCUUCAACGGAUCGGAGGUUGUCAUCACCGGGGCCACCUCUUUCAUCGAAAACACCUCGCAGAACUACGGCGGCGCGGUAAUGGUGACGGAGGGCUCUGCAGUGCGCAUCCGCGGGAACACCACGUUCACCAACAACUACGCCCUAUUCGAUGGAGGUGCGGUGUACGCCGACGUUGGCGUUACCGUCGCCCUGUCGGGCACGCAGCUGUACGAGAACAACUCGGCCAGGGGAAACGGAGGUGCAAUCCACCUAACUCUCGCCCAGUAUGCUCUCAUCACGGGCCAGCCAAUUUUCCUCGGCAAUACCGCCCUUGAAGGGUCCGGGGGCGCGAUCUACAGCUCCAACGUCCCACAGGCAACCUUCAAGAACGCCAACUUCGACGGCAACGCCGCCGUGUGGGGGGGCGCCGUGGCAUCGUUCUCCUCCGGCGGGGCGGCCUCCUCCUCCAGCUCCAGCACCCCCUUCCGGACGAGCGGCAGCAGCGGCGGAUACGACCCGGACGACCUGACGCCUUCUCUCACCACCACCGCGGGAGGCGCCACGACCGUAACCUCGCUGUCUGUGGACCCCGACGCCGGCGGUUCUGGCGGCGAAGAAGGGGGUUCUUUCGGCGGCGGCGGCGGCACCAGCAGCACCGCCGCGCCCACGAAGUUUCUGAGCUGCGUCUUCGAGGAGAACCACGCCUCCGAGGACGGCGGGGCUAUCUAUUCUGUGGCGGGUUUUGACAUGGUAAAGGACUCCACCUUCUUCCACAACAUGGCGGCCUCUUCGGGCGGCGCCCUCGUACACGCCGGGGUGAUGGAGGAGAUCUCCGGAACCACCUUCGAGGGCAACGGGGCGGGAAACGAGGGCCCCGCGGUCGUCAGUCUCGGCCUGCUGGGCUACAUGGGACGGGUUACCUUCGACGGCAACAGCUUCUACUGCGAGGAAGGAACGUUCAGCACGGAGGUCGAAAUCGAGGGGGAGGACGUGUGCCGCUUCGGCCUCGUGUGCUCGAGGUGCGCCAGCGAGUGCGCCAGCGAGCUGGAGGAUGAGGUCACCGUCGCCGACCCGGACCUACUUCCCGCGUGCGAAGCCGUUCCCGAGGGAGCCCAGACCACAUCCAGAGGAGGCACCCUAGCGACGCUGGAGAUUCUGCCGGGCUACUACCGAUCUUCGGCCACGAGCACGGACAUCAGGGAGUGUUUCUAUGAGGACGCGUGCGAGGGGGGCAAGGUCGUCGGAGAGUACUGCGCGGCGGGAUACACGGGGCCAUAUUGCGCCGUGUGCACGGCCGGUUUCUCCCCGGGAUACUUCCACUCGUGCAAGUCCUGCAUGGGGGAUAGCCGUCGGAGGGCGUUCUACGUAGUCUCCGCGGUAGGCGUGCUGGUGCUUCUGGCCGUCGUUUUCAUGGCGGCCAAGCUGGUUUCGGUGGUGGAGACCACGCCUUCGAGCAAGGCCCCGAGCCGCUGGCAGCAGAAACGGUCGGUGUGGCAGGCGCGCAUGAAGAAGAUUCUGCCGCUUACGGCGAUCAAGAUCGUCGUGGUGGUGUGGCAGAUCGUCACGCAGUACUCCGACGUGGCCGGCGUCGAGUACCCGGGUGCGUACAAGGACUUCCUGUCGGUGGUCGACGUCGUCAACCUCGACCUCGGCUUCAUCCUCUCCCUGGCGUGCGUGUGCGACACCGACUUCUACGACCGGCUGCUGCUGACGACGAUCUGCCCCGCGGUCGUGCUCGGCCUCCUGGGCUGCACUUACCUGGCUAUGGGCGUCGUCAAGCACCGACACCUCUCGGUAGCCCUGUUCAUCAUGUUCGUCAUCUACGCCACCGUUUCCUACACCAUCUUCGAGACCUUCGUUUGCGACCCCCUCGAUGACGGGAACUCAUACCUCCGCUCCGACUACUCCUUGACCUGCGAUACGGAGACCCACACCGCGUACCGGGUCUACGCCGGGCUCAUGAUCCUGGUUUAUCCUGUGGGAAUCCCGUGUGUCUUUGGCUGGUGGCUGUUCAAGCACCGCCACGAGCUGAAGCAGGAGGGCCGCGAGAGAAGGGCCGUGUUGAAGCCGGCGGCGGACUUGUGGGAGCCUUACAAGCCUAGCACGUACUACUACGAGGUGGUGGAGUGCUUCCGGCGUAUCGCCCUCACCGGGUUCGCGGUGUUCAUCUACCCGGACAGCUCGGCACAGGUGGCGAUAGUCCUGCUCCUCGCGAUCGUCUUCAUGGUGGUGUCCGAGUUCCUCUCUCCGUUCGCCCGGCCCGUCGAGAUGUGGCUCUACCGGACCGGACACUACGUGGUGUUCGCGAGCAUGUACCUCGCCUUGCUGCUGCGGGUUGAUGUCUCCGACGAGCGCAACCAGAGUCAAGAGGUUUUUUCCGGCGUCCUCGUGAUUGCGCACGCAGCCAUGCUCCUGGUGGUUGUCUUACAGGGCCUCCUGAUCUUCGCCGGCUGGGGGGACCUCGUGGAGACACCCGGCGCCCUCGCUAACCUCGACGACACAGCCUUCGUGUCGAAGCGGGGUGGCAGUUUAUCCGACGGCGAUGUGGACGAGGCGCGAGACGGCGGGCACUAUCGGGGAUACCUCAGUACGUUUAGCACGGGGGCCGCCGCAGAACGGGGCAAGAGGUGGGAGAUCUGGGAGAGGCCGUUGCCGAAGGCUAGGAGCAGCUUCUUUCCGAGCCCGACGGGCACGAAGCGCAAGGUGGUUCCAGAGGCCGAUGCCGGCCGUAGCCGAGACGACUUAUCUGUCCGAGGCGUUAAGGGCCGCCCAUCGCCAGAAGUGUCGCGGAGCAAUUCUUGGACAUCUUCCACCGGAGGGGACGCUUCCCCGUCAACGGUGGUGUACCAAGCGGCGACGCCCAACAAGGUGGCUGCGGGAGAAGAGGACAGGAUUCGGUCGCGAGCUAAUCCGAAGAAGUGGGGUCACGCCCACUCUCUCCCCGUCCAGGACGCCCAGGUUAAGCAAUCGCGUCCUCGCAGCGUCGGCGAUAAUGCGGCGGCUAAGAAAGCCGUACGGCACGGGGGGGGCGCCGUCCAGACAAUGGGUGACCAGCGGCCCCGCACUGGCGGUAGCUCUAACGAGGGCGAGGGGAAGGGGCCUACCGCGGCGGACGAAGGAUUGUCCCAAGCCCAUGCGGAUGCCGGUUCGGUCCACAAGCCGGCGGAGGCGAGCCACCGCGACAAUACCAAGCCCAAAACGACGACGACGGGGGCGAGCAGGCACAAGCGGUCCGUGAGCAGCGGUCACGGAGGCAGCGCCGACGUCUCCCACAUGUUGACGGAGUCCUCCUUCCCCUCCAUCGCCACCGUGGAGUACAACAAGGACACGUGGGGCGCCACCGCCGACACCCCGGGCACCGGCCGCGGACCUGCCAUCAGCCCCUCCGCCGUAUUCACGCCGCUUGCCGCUAGAGGUCGCUCGUCCGACAGCAGCCCUGCCGGCGCCGCUACGCCUACCGGCACCGCUAGGCCUACUGGCGCUAGGACAGCGGCCUCCACAGGGUACCGAAGGUCGGCCACCGUGGGAGCCGCGGACGACCUCCCCGCUGCCGCCCGACUCCCGAAGGCGGCGGCGCUCAGGGGAAGCCGAACCCCGCGGGGCCGUGACGAGUGCCUGCCGACCUACACCGACGCCUGCCUGCACUCCAAGCCGCGCAGCCGCGGCGGCCGCAAGCCGUUCGGCAAAGGGUCGUGGUGGGACGAGAUCGACACAACCGCGGCGUCGACCGGUCGCGGCGGCGCUGUUGCCGUUACCGGCGGCGAGGCGACAGCGAGGUUUCGCCCGUCGCCCGUCAACACCACAGACCUCUCCCGCGAUGACGGCGGUAGCACCGCUCCUGCGGCAGCUGCUUCUGCUGCAGCUGCUUCUGCUGCGGGAGAAAUCACAACAAGGACGGCGUCCGGCGCCGUGACAUCGUACCCCUCUCCGUGGCAGCGCCGACCGAACGCGCAGGUUAUCCUCAGCCCGCUGAGCUCCACGAUGUCGGGGAAGAGUUCGGCGUGCGGCAGCGGGGUUAACCCUACCAAACCGGCUGCGCACGAAAAUGAAUCCACGGCGGCGAUGUCGAAGAGCGGGGCCGGGGGAUCCGGUGGGGGCCGGAGAGAGACCCUCAAGCCCAAGAUUAAGGAGCAGUUUUCUACCGAGGGGCUGUUCGGGACGCCCGCAAGGGUCUCCCGGAAGCCGGCGACCGCGGGCGAUACGCCCCCCGGCGGCGAUGAGGGGACCGGCCGCGUGGCUGAAGUGUCGCCUUCGGAACCCGGGAUUCUCGACAAUCUGGACAACGCCCCCUCCUUCACAAGAACCUUCAGGUCGCUGUCGAGCGGUACCCUUGAGUGGGAGUCAGGCAGGAGCUUCGGUGCCCUGGGCUGCGACGCGAAGAUCAGCUUUUUCCCUGAGGGUUUGUCGUCGGUGCGCUCGCCGGCCGGCCUGGUCGCCGCGUCUACCGCCCGCGGCGGCGGCAGCGGCAGCGGCUCCAAUAGCCUCGGCAGCGGCGGUAGCGACGCGAUUGGCUUCAUCGGCAUCUCCAGCGAAGGGACCUUGCACGGAGGCGGCCUUAAUCGCGCGAGAGGCGGAGGUGCUGGCAGCGAAAAGAGCGAAGUGAGCCGCGGAGGUCUGCUGAAGCGCAGCAGGAAGGACGUCAUCGCUCACUAUAUGAACGGGCUCCGGCGGGACCGCGUAGAAUCUUUCGAGCCGAGCGCUGAGUUUUUCCGGCCGUUCGAGAGGUCUGACGCUAAGCCCGUUGGGAGUCAACCGCCUGCGGCAACCAGGGGAGCGGGAGAUAAGACAGCGCCUGCCCAGGCUAAGGCAUCAGCCGCGGCUCGCCAGAGUCGCUGGGCGAGGCUCCCGACCUUCUGAUUUUCGGUACGGGGCCGGUUAGAGCGUGGUGAAGCUUGUCUUUGGUAUAGUUUUCUGUGGACAGGCCUCGUUAGUGCGUGGCCUUACGCUAUCCCCACGCGUCUCCUUGGCAUGGGUGGAAUGUUGAGAGUUUCUCGUCGGGGUUCUGUGCGGUUGUCGUUCACGCCCGGAGCCAUCGAACGAAGCAAGGGAGCGUCAGUUUUUAUCGCGGGGGAGCCAUAGGAGGAGCAUUGGUUAUUUUUCUAGAGUGAGUUCCAAGGCGUAGCAGUAGCAUGACGAGGGCUGGCGUGCCCGCUGCACACGAAGCAGCCGUUGCCGUUGCAGAGGAGGAUGAACUUUCCACCAGUUAUGUGCUGCUGUGCCAAUAGCCGGUAGGCUCGCACGCCCGGAACGACGUUCGACCGCCAAGUUGGCAGGCAAGCCUGGACAUCACUUAUUUUUUUUGUUUGUGCGGAGGUGUGUGUUAACAACGUGUUCUGUGUGGAUGAAGUUAUUAGUGUCCGGAGUCUAUGUCACGAUGAGCCAUUGAGAUUUACUGUGUGGGUGACCUUCACGCGUGGUUGAAGGGGGGUGUUUCAGCUACGGCAAAGUCGAUCCCGCCCUUCCUUGUCGUUAGACGCCUUUCAAAACACGAAUUACAACUAUUCCGUCCACGUGGUAAUCUACGGCAUCACGAGUGGCUUGCUGCUAUUCUCCAGCGAAAUGGAAUGUGUUCAGUAUAGUGCUAUUCUCUGGCAAGUUGAAAGUAUGUUCAGUAUAAUAGUGGUAUCGCAUGUGUGUGAGUGCAAGGAGUGGUCUGUUGGCGUGUAAGCCAAGACAACAGCAGUGACAGUAUUUUUCGCUCCAGUUUUGCAGGUGUUUCGGGGUCGUGUUCGUGUUUUGUUACUGUUCAGUCGAUGCAAUUUGUCUGUGUAACUUGUCGUCAUCUCCUCCCCACCCUUGAUGAUUGUCAGAGAAACAGUACUUAUCAGGGUCGUCUUGUUGGUGCUAUCCGUGUCUGCGCAGACAGGUUGUCUUGACGGGAGAUUGCCUACUACCAUCCGAGAAAUGUGAGGACUGCUACCGCUGUAUCUCGAUUGGCUCGUUUCAAACGUAUGUUCGUGACGCGUGCAUGCCUCGGAAGUAUCCAGCAAGCCGUAGGAGGAGGUCUUGGUUUUUCUGCACGAGUCUGUCUACCCCAUCUAUCACCUUCAACGUUGCCGACAUGGGGAAAGGCCGUUCACGUGUGGUGGGUAUGUUUUGUACAAACUGUCGCUUGGCGUGGUUUUUUACCUCAUGUGCCUUCAUUGGGAUGAACAACAAAAUAACCCCUCCAACGACG
Messenger RNA from Ectocarpus siliculosus, 6820 nucleotides. NCBI's taxonomy places the organism in Eukaryota, Phaeophyceae, Ectocarpales, Ectocarpaceae. The record is from the annotation of a GenBank genome assembly.